Molecule: messenger RNA, 6447 nt
Organism: Synchiropus splendidus (mandarinfish)
Lineage: Eukaryota; Metazoa; Chordata; Actinopteri; Syngnathiformes; Callionymidae
Gene: mbtd1
Product: mbt domain containing 1
Exons: 16
Coding region: 149-2095 (648 amino acids)
Biological process (GO): regulation of DNA-templated transcription
Cellular component (GO): nucleus
Molecular function (GO): zinc ion binding
Source: RefSeq, a predicted model, not a curated record
CAGAAGCAGCAGAGUAAUUUGUUGAUAUCCUGCUUUGGUAGUAUUUAUUUAGACCCAGAUACUUCACAGAGCAAUUUACCCUUAGCGUAGGGUCUUCUUUUUAAGCGAGUAACAUAGUUUAUUCAAAAGCUUUCUAUAUGAAGGGCUGAUGGAAGACACACGGGAUUUGGGUGAACGCACCUCACGUUCAGAGCGUAAGCGGCGGGACUCAUUCGGGAUGUACGAUGGCUAUGACAGCUGCAGCGAGGAGUCCACCAGCAGCUCCAGCUCAGAAGAAAGUGAGGAUGAGGUUGUGCCCUCCAUCCCUGCCAGUCUCCCCAUCAUCAAGACCAAUGGACAAGUCUACACUUAUCCUGAUGGCAAAGCAGGAAUGGCCACAUGUGAGAUGUGUGGGAUGGUCGGAGUGCGGGAUGCAUUCUACUCCAAGACCAAGCGGUUCUGCAGUGUCUCCUGUUCAAGAAGUUAUUCUUCAAAUUCCAAAAAAGCGAGCAUCCUGGCUCGGCUUCAGGGUAAACCCCCGACGAAAAAGGCGAAAGUCUUACAGAAGCAACCCUUUAUAGCCAAAUUUGCAGCUUAUCCUCAGUACCAUGCAACCCAGCAGAACCAGGCCAAAUCAAAAGCCGUGGUUCCUGCCGAAAGCUUUGACUGGGGUCAAUAUAUUUGUAGCAAUAACACAUUGGGAGCUCCGGUCAGCUGUUUUAAGCAUGCUCCAAUGGGGAUGUGCUGGGAUGGUAUAGAGGUUGGGGUGCGGAUAGAAGUUCUCAACUCUGACACCAACCAGCCCAUGAAAGUCUACUGGAUAGCAGAAAUCAUUAAGCUAGCAGGGUUCAAGGCCCUCCUGAGGUAUGAAGGCUUUGAUGCAGACAGCAGUAAAGACUUCUGGUGCAACCUCUGCACUCCAGAGGUACACCCAGUGGGAUGGUGCGCUUCUACCGGGAAACCUCUUGUACCUCCAAAAAGUAUACAACAUAAGUACUCUAACUGGAAAGCUGUUCUUGUGAAGCGCCUCACUGGAGCUAAAACACUGCCGCCUGACUUCAGUUCAAAGGUACAUGAAAACACACAGUUCCCCUUCAAGAAGCUGAUGCGGGUAGAGGUGGUGGACAAAAACUAUCUGUGCCGGACACGGGUGGCUCUGGUGGAGCAGGUGAUUGGUGGUCGCCUCAGACUUGUGUAUGAGGAGAGCCAAGACGGGUCGGAUUACUUCUGGUGUCACAUGUACAGUCCCCUCAUUCACAACAUUGGAUGGUCACGCAGCAUUGGUCAUCGAUUCAAGCGGUCAGAUGUGACCAGGAAAUUGGACGGUCAAGUUGAUGCUCCCCCACAGAUUUUCCAGAAGGUGAAAGAUGUGGACCAGAAUGCGGAGUGGUUUAAAGAUGGCAUGAAGUUGGAAGCUAUCGAUCCUCUUAACCUCUCAGCUAUUUGUGUCGCCACUGUAAGAAAGGUUUUGGCGGACGGGUACCUCAUGAUCGGGAUUGACGGCUCAGAGGCAGUGGAUGGGUCAGACUGGUUCUGCUACCACGGCACUUCCCCCUCAAUCUUCCCUGUCGGCUUCUGUGAAAUCAACAACAUUGAACUCACACCCCCUAGAGGGUACACAAAACUGCCAUUUAAAUGGUUUGACUACCUCAGAGAAACAGGUUCAACAGCUGCUCCAGUAAAGCUUUUCAACAAGGAGGUUCCCAAUCAUGGUUUCCAGCUAGGGAUGAAGCUGGAGGCAGUCGACCUUAUGGAGCCGCAGUUGGUGUGUGUCGCCACUGUAACAAGGAUAAUUCACCGGCUACUGAGAAUCCAUUUUGACGGCUGGGAUGACAAGUAUGACCAGUGGGUGGACUGUGAGUCUCCAGACCUGUACCCUGUGGGUUGGUGUCAGCUAACAGGGUACCAGCUCCAACCGCCAGCAUCACAGAGCAACAGAGAAAUGUCACAGUCUGUACCCAAACAGAAGAAAAAGGGCCAGCAGUAUAAAGGUCAAAAGAAAAACUCUCUCCUGCGAAUGAAGGAGGAGGCGGCGGACGAGUUCACCUUCUCGCAAGGAACCUCGGACCAGGAGAGCAAUGGCUCCGGCAGCUACUACAUCAAACAGGAGCCGUGACAAAGCGCCCGAGCCGCACAGAGACCCCUACAAACUGUGAGAACCUUUUUUACUGAGCUGGGAAACUCUUAUUUUGCUUUCAGGUCAGUCAGCCACUGAACACACGCUUUCAAUGGCCUGAGCCAUCUGGCAGAGAGAAGAACACACUUCUGUAUAUUUUGACUAUUUUCUUCUGAACAAUGUUGCCAGAUGGACUUUGUUUAUAGUACUUGAAUUCUAUUAUUCUGACUUUUUUUUUUGCUCUUGAUAUUUGUUUUCGUCUUAACGUAAUGAUUUUGCAUUUUCAGUGGCUUCUGUGUCGAUAAAGGUGAUUAUAUUCAUAUAGUAUGUGAAGAUUUAUUCAGAGACAAGUAUAGAUUUGGUGAUGGAGGUCACUGCUGCUCACUUCUGUCGUCCAUUCCGAUGCUUUCCACAGCUGCAUCCGUUUCUGUUUCAGUACCACGGAAUGACUUUUCCCCGACUCUUCAUUCAAUGUGCAAAAUCCACUUUCAGUGAGGUGAAAGCAUCAGCGGUGCACAAGUGCCUUAAACCUGCAAUUCUGAUGAUCGACGUGCAAUCUGUCACUUCUUCUAAUAACUGCUCCAAAACACGGUCGCUUCAUCUCCUCCAAAUCUGCCUGGAUUAUAAUAUUGGUCCGAAAAGUGUUCAAGCCUUAAAAACUGGGCGUCACCCAUUGACAGAACCCAAGUGGGGGGGUCACCAUAACCCACUUCUGUGGUGCUGCUGUAGGGCCAAAGACAAAAAAAAGGGCAUCAAAAAAAGAUCCAGUGGUGUAACUAAAACUAUCAGAUAAAAUUGCAAUUACAUCGGACUCUAUGCACAUUUAUUUUAACAUAAAGUAUUGGAGAACUUUGGACUAAACAUCUUCAACUUAAUUUGAGGCGUCAGAAGUACUGACAAAGAACUCCAAUAUUUACACUUGUACUAGCAAUGAAUAAGAAAAUAAGACAGUUGUUACUUUGAGGGUGGUAUUGAUGUAGGCAAAGUGCUGAAUGUGACCCCAGCCCCGCCACACUCUGCCCUGUGCUGGUCUACAGCGCUGCCAUGACACUGGUUGUGUUUGGAAAAACUUGCUGACCUUCCUCUCAUCUGACUGCCCUGAAUAACCAAGAGUACAAUCAUGUUCCUAGUCUGUGAGGUGGAGCAGAGGGGAUGAAGCUGUGGAGCGUCGCAGCAUACGCCCAUAUUUCUGCAGAACGUGGAUGAUGGAAGUGAGCAGCAGUGAGUUUAAAUAAAACCUUACUGGUAUGAUUGACACUCCCGCACUCCCCCACACCCCCCGCCCCCACGGUGAUCAUGAGUGCGUCAUUUGGUCACAUCUCCCUCCUUACUUUAUUUAUAUUCCAAAAAGCAAAGAUGAUUUUUAAUUUUUUUUUGCGGCCAGAGUAUGUUUUGGUGCUCUUUGUUUAUGCUACUUCAACUUUGACUGUAAAUGGUCAUGUCAUUUUUCAUUCUUUCAAAAACAAUUUAUUCACAAAUAUACGUCAAAACAAUCUCAACCUCUGAUGAAAAAGGAAAUCUAUUACAAUAUUUAUGGCUCGCGACACCAGCAUUAGUACAGCAAUCUAUAUUUAUGUGACUUUCUAGAUAGAAUCUGUAUCCAAUGUCCGUGAAUGAUUCCAUCAGAGUAACUAUGUACCGUGUUUGUAUUUUCAAUUAAAACCUCUGUUUUAACAACAAAAUCAUGAAGUAAUGAUAAAGUGUAGAUGUAGGUUUAUGGUUGGAAACAUUGUGGAUCGAUGACUAUAUGAGAAACCCUCCGCGCUCCUCACAUCCAGCAGUUGUAGCCCACCCUUUUUUUUGUGUUUCCCGCCGUGAAGCAUAUUUGACCUCCACAGAGUUUCAGCGCCGCGAUAUGCAAAACAGUUUAUCUUUAGCGUAUGCAAGCUAGUUUUAGGAUCAUGUAGAGUCUAUACUCAAACACACAUGUAUACAAAUAUAUAAAUAUAUGUUUAUUCUCGCUGACUAAUGAUGGUAUAGAGAAUCCUGAUUGGAAAUGACUCGACGACUAAUAGUUCUUGAAGCUAGAUCUUCGCAGCUGUUUCACUACCUCCUGAUGCUCGCCACUUUUAGCUCAAGUUUAAAACUAGCCUGGCAUAUGCAACGAAAGGAGACAACUCUGACUUGACGCCAAACGAUAAAGACUUCUAUCAAAGCCAGUGAGGCGGUUUAUAUGCAAGUCUGGAGCCAAUGGUAACUACAGCGCCCUCAACUCACGUGAUCACUACAUUACGAACAAGCCGAUUGUUUCCACGUUCGUCUAUAGCUGUGAGUGCUUCUGCUGUUCUGUGUUGAUCUGCUCAUUUCUCCCUCUACCAGUAAGGUUCACAUUUCUCAGGAAGUUUUGUGUUUUUGCUGGAGUGCAGUCACGUGACUGGAAGCAACAAAACGCUGGCUGGAAUGAAAAGUCAUCAUGUCAAUUGGCCACUUCCUGGAAAGCUGUUUUGAGUCCCUAGCGUCAAAGUGAAGGCCCGUUUCCACAGUCAUUUCCAAGAAACGUAAAGUCUUUUCAAGGCGUCCCGACACGCACGUCAUCACACCAGCUGUUUGGUUCAGAUAGAGCGGCUUUGUUCGUGGCUUUAGUCUGUUCUGAUACUAUUUUCCAUACAGCUCUCAUUUUUCCUGUUGUCUUUGUCUCGUGUACAUUUCUUCUUGGGGCCUUUUAAAAUUCUUUGAACUGUAGGAAUUACUGGAAAAUAAGUGAGUACAAUUUAUAUUUGUUUUGUUUUUACUGAAGCUCACAUAAAAGGAAAACAUUUAUAAAAUAUGUUUUGUGUGUGGUAAAGGAAUUAUUGUAUGUAUUUUCCAACAGCAGGUCCAAAACCCAUUCUCUGAAAACAUAGCAUAACAAAAUGGAAAAAAUCACAGCAAUUUUGUUUUUUUCCCCCACCCUCCUCCACCAUCUUGGUUGUUACUCUGGGGUGCCCCCUGUAUUUUGGCCGCUUGGAUGGUUGUUGUUUGUAGUUCUAUAAGUCAUUACAGCUCCUCUUAGCUUCACUGAGUGUCCAGCGACAAACUGGGCUCUUUUUUUCUGUUUGACUCCACUCUGCUGAUGGGAUCGACCUCGGUGGGCUUACGUGACCAAACAAGCAAUAACAGCCUCGCAAACAUCUGGAUCAGCUGUUAAACCUUCUUGACCAAACCGUGUUAGUAUCUUAGUACGGAAACAGACUGUUUGGUGGACUAACUGCUGCUACUCUGGAAAUAAUGUACAAUCAACACAAACUUGGGUUUCUCGCCGCCCCGUGUAGAUAUCCGUCUGGUUUCAGUUCUCUGCCCGUUCAUUUAAAAAUUUGGGACGAGUAGUGAGCGCCACCCACUGGUAAGCGAUGUGAAACUAGCUGCACUGAUCAAGUAAAAUGCAUGUAAAACAGAUGUUGUGCUGAUGUUGUGCUGAGCUUGUAUCAUUUUUUUUUUUCCAUGUCAUGGUCGUCGGUCUUUAUUUUGUUCCUCCUGCUGUUUGCAAGAAUUUUAUGGAAGCUCAUUAAUGCCAUAAAUGUGACAAUAGAAAUACUGACGUCCAAACUGCUGGUAUCAAGUGCUUACACUCACUGUCGACGACUAACUUCCCCAGAAGACUGUCCCUGUUAAACGUCUGUAAUGAGUGCAAGAUGGCUUCAUUCAGUGUUGCAGAAAACGAAAGUGAAAAUGUGACAUUUUUAUUAUCGUCAUCACUUUCUUGUACAAGGUCAUCAUGGGACAUGAAUGGGCUUCCAUAGCUGCAAAACUGCUCACUGCAUCACAGUGGAGAACCUGAGAAACCGGGAGGAGUUUGGGCAUUUUUAUUUUCUUGGAUACUAACACGGGUCUUUUGUAUGUGAUUUCGCCCCUUCUUGAUCCUAUUAAAUCAUUAUAUCGUGGUGCUAUAUAUACAUAUAUAUAUAUACACAUUAUAUAUAUAUAUAUAUUUGAUAAAAAUGACUUAAUGUGUUGGGAUUAUUGUCUGAAAAUAAUUGUGUUGGGUUAUGGUAAGAAAAUUUAUUUUGAAUACAAAUACAAAAAAAAAGAUCUAUGUUAAUAGUAAAAAAAUCUAUUGAUAUUAACAUCGACCCUCGCGGUACAUUGUUAGAUAAUGUUUGUACAUCUUUUUGAUAGUGUAUACUGGUUUGAUUUCAUAUGGGAUGUUUGUGCUGUGAUCAUGCUUUGAUAGACUUUGUAAAUAAAGCCAAAUGUUUGGAUCAGUAUAUCGGGUUGUGAUGGCCGGCUUCUUUGUUUACAGGCGUUAAGAGAGAAAAAAACAUGUUUUUUUGCAUGGCUGUGAAAAGUUCUGGUGAUUUUUUUGUAAGAUUUGACUUUUACACUGAAUAAAAUUGCAAAUGACUUGGAGCACGGUUGUGUAGUGGAUUGCAAGA